GUAUCCCAAGUCUUACAACACUACCGAUCCUUCUCAUCGUCGACGACGAACCCGACAUGCCUUCCUUCGUCAAAGGGGUCAAGCGCCGGAUUCGCCGCCUCAAACAAAUCAUUCAUGCCGGGCAUCCGCAUGAUGGGCCGGAGACUACUCCGGGUACCGACCGCUGCCUUUCCCCGGCCCUGCACGAAGUCGUCGGCGGCAUACCAUGCCCACCCGUGACAAUACCCGCGUCGCCCAGGUCGUCGACUAGCACGGACACGAUGGCGGUAGCAGGAGGGCUCAUGGGUGGGAAGGAGGUGGGACUGUCGGACGCGGUAGCGAGCAGCCGGGGGUCGUCCCAUUAUUCAACCGCGGAGACCGCCAUCUUCGGAGACAUCGAGUCGGACCGGUCCUCGUCGUUGGAUGCGACGCGCCCAGUGUCAUCUCAAUCCGUUGCUCUCGACGCGUCGACCUCUACUUACAGCACGGCUAGCGAGGGCAGCGAAGCACAUCUUCCUAACAUACUUGAGGCGGUUAUCGAACCGAUGUCGGCGCCUUCUAGCUCUACGGAGGAGCCUCAGCUCGAUGAACAGCCUGAGUCUCAUCCAGUUCCGGUGGCGGAGGAGCAGAGUACUGAGCCGGUGCUGGAAGUGACCGUGGAUGUCGCUGCUGAGCCGGAGCCAGAGGUAUCGCUUCAGAAUGAUUCUCAGUCUCAGCUGACGGCAUCGCCGCCUCCUCCUGAGUCCACCGAGUCGAUUCCGCCCGAGGAGGAGGACACGUCGGAUCGCGCUCCAGGAGAGCCGCGGGAGGAAAUUCCUUUCACGAGCCCUCCACCGCCCGUUCUUGUCGAGCCACCAGUUCCCGAUCCUUUCUUGGUCGACGACUCAGAGUCAUCGGACGCAGGUUCUGAACGUGAACCACAGGCUGCUCCUGUUACCAGCGACUCGCAGCUCUCCGAGUCUAUGCACCCCGCCGAAGAGAUAUCGCUCGCGGCGUCUGCUACCUUGCCAACACCCUCCCAGCCCUCUCCCGCUCCUCUACCCUCUCCCAACCUGAACAAGUCCGUCCCACCCACCCCCGCGCCCAUCUCGGACGACGAAGAAGACGAAGAAGAGACCCCGGAGGUCUACCUCCCCGCGCUCGUCCACCCGACGAUGUUCCUGCCUAUCCCGAAUGUACGCCUCUCUUCCGCCUUCUCAUCCCUGACGUGGUGGCUGUCGUCCAGCCGGCGCCGCCUCCCGUCGUUUUCGUACUAUCCUUAUUCUCAUUCCCUCCUUCCUCGUCUGCCUCGCGUGUAAAAGAGUUGUACUUACUAUCGUUAUUUUUCUCUCCUCCGUGUUGUAUUUGUAGACGGACCCUCUGAGUACUUUGCUCGCGAAAUACAUAACUGAUCCAAGCCUACGUCCUGCGCGGGAUCUGAGCGGCGAGUGGCAAAGCAGGGAUUUCCAUACCCUCGUUACGACGAACUCCUGGAGAGCACUAGCAAGAAUGGCUCGGGACCGCAUAGUCACUACAGACCCUGAAGACAUUUCUCUCGUAUUGGACCUAUGGUACCUCCGCAUAUCCUCAUUAGCUAGGCUUCGGCUCACCAACCAAGCCUCCGCCGAGAUGAACAACCUCUUCUCCGUGCUCU
Molecule: messenger RNA, 1612 nt
Organism: Gloeophyllum trabeum ATCC 11539
Lineage: Eukaryota; Fungi; Basidiomycota; Agaricomycetes; Gloeophyllales; Gloeophyllaceae
Exons: 3
Coding region: 57-1277 (406 amino acids)
Source: RefSeq, a predicted model, not a curated record